Molecule: messenger RNA, 642 nt
Organism: Colletotrichum spaethianum
Lineage: Eukaryota; Fungi; Ascomycota; Sordariomycetes; Glomerellales; Glomerellaceae
Product: decarboxylase tropJ
Exons: 2
Coding region: 1-642 (213 amino acids)
Cellular component (GO): cytoskeleton
Molecular function (GO): actin filament binding
Source: RefSeq, a predicted model, not a curated record
AUGACUUCUCUCGCAAAAAGUGCUGCAUUGCAAGAGCAUUUUCAAAAAUUUAUCAAUGGUUCUCACAUCCUCCAUUUCCAUCAAGUCGUCGAUGCAUAUGGCCAUCUGUCAUUUCGACAUCCGUUCCAGGCGGACACCUUCGUCAUGUCUCUCAACAUCGCCCCAGCUCAAGUGUCUUCACCUGAAGAUCUAAUUGCGUAUAAUAUCGAAGAUGCAGAACCCGUAAACCCGAAUUGCUCCCAAGGCUUUGCAGAGAGGCGGAUCCACUCGGAGAUCUAUAAGCGGCAUCCCGGAGUCAACGCCGUGGUCCACAGCCACUCCGAAGCUGUGGUCCCCUACACCAUUUCGGGCAAAUUUGACAAUGACAACAAAGUCACGUUGAUGCGCGGGCAUGGAUUUACAGUCGUGGCAGACAGCAUUGAGCUGGCCGUGAUGCGCGCGGUCUACACGCAGAAGAAUGCCAGUAUUCAAACCACAGCCUUGAUGAUCCAGGGGGUGACUAGAACUACAGGCAGUGUGAGGGGUUUGAGCAAAGAAGAAUGCGCCGGGUCCGACCAGACUACGAGAUGGUCGAUGUUGCGACCCUGGCACCUGUGGGUGAAAGAGGUCGAAGAGAAUACUUUGUACGUCAACUCCGCGUAG